GUCGGCCUCAGCCCGCCGCGCCGCCCUCAGAACAGCUCCAGCAGCCGCGCCGCCUGGCUUCUCGCUUUCCUUGUUCUCCGCGGGCCGUGGGGGGCUCCGCGCCGCGGCUGUUCGUCAUGUCGGAUUCUGGAAGUUACAGUCAGUCUGGGGGUGAGCAGCAAAGUUAUUCUUCCUAUGGAAAUCAAGGCAGUCAAGGCUAUGGACAAACAUCACAAAGCUAUUCUGGCUAUGGGCAAACGACUGAUUCUUCGUAUGGACAAAACUAUGGUGGCUACUCCAGUUAUGGACAGAAUCAAUCAGGUUAUUCACAGUCCUAUGGUAGUUAUGAGAAUCAAAAGCAGAGCUCAUACGGCCAGCAGUCAUAUAAUAACCAGGGACAACAAAAUGCGGAAUCAUCAGGAGGCCAAGGUGGAAGAGCACCUUCAUAUGGCCAGUCAGACUAUGGUCAGCAAGACUCUUAUGACCAGCAGUCAGGCUAUGGUCAGCAUCAAGGCUCAUAUGAUGAGCAGUCAAAUUAUCAGCAACAUGAUUCCUAUAAUCAAAACCAGCAGUCUUACCAUUCACAAAGGGAAAACUACAGCCACCACACACAAGAUGACCGUCGUGACGUGAGUAGGUAUGGAGAAGAUAAUAGAGGAUAUGGCGGGUCACAGGGAGGAGGUAGAGGGCGUGGGGGAUAUGACAAGGAUGGAAGAGGUCCUAUGACAGGCUCAAGUGGUGGUGACCGCGGUGGCUUCAAAAAUUUUGGUGGUCACAGGGAUUAUGGACCCAGACCAGACGCUGAUUCAGAGUCUGAUAAUUCAGAUAACAACACAAUCUUUGUGCAAGGACUUGGGGAGGGUGUGUCUACAGAUCAAGUGGGAGAGUUCUUUAAACAAAUAGGAAUCAUCAAGACUAACAAAAAGACUGGAAAACCAAUGAUAAAUCUUUACACAGACAAAGACACAGGGAAGCCAAAAGGGGAAGCAACAGUGUCAUUUGAUGACCCUCCAUCAGCUAAGGCAGCCAUUGAUUGGUUUGAUGGAAAAGAAUUCCAUGGAAACAUCAUUAAAGUGUCGUUUGCCACCAGAAGGCCUGAAUUCAUGAGAGGUGGGGGAAGUGGAGGUGGACGACGAGGGCGUGGAGGAUAUAGAGGCCGUGGAGGUUUUCAGGGUCGAGGUGGAGACCCCAAGAAUGGGGACUGGGUUUGCCCUAAUCCGUCAUGUGGAAAUAUGAACUUUGCUAGAAGGAAUUCCUGCAAUCAGUGCAAUGAGCCUAGACCGGAAGACUCUCGUCCCUCAGGAGGAGAUUUCCGAGGGAGAGGCUAUGGUGGAGAAAGGGGCUACAGAGGUCGUGGGGGCAGGGGUGGAGACCGAGGUAGCUACAGUGGAGACAGAAGUGGGGGUGGCUAUGGUGGAGACAGAAGUGGGGGUGGCUACGGUGGAGACAGAAGUGGGGGUGGCUAUGGUGCAGAUAGAGGAGGCGGCUAUGGUGGAGACCGAGGGGGUUAUGGUGGAGACCGAGGAGGUUAUGGUGGAGACCGAGGGGGUUAUGGUGGAGACCGAGGGGGUUUUGGCGGAGAUCGAGGGAGUGGCUAUGGAGGAGAUAGAGGAGGCUUCAGAGGCGAUCGAGGAGGAUAUGGAGGAGACCGAAGCAGGGGGGGUUAUGGAGGAGACUGUGGUGGUGGCGGAAGUGGAGGCUAUGGUGGAGACCGAAGUGGAGGUGGCUACGGAGGAGACCGAAGUGGAGGUGGCUAUGGAGGAGACCGAAGUGGGGGUUAUGGAGGCAAAAUGGGAGGAAGAAACGACUACAGAAAUGAUCAGCGUAACCGACCGUACUGAUAACUCUUUUGAAUCCUCUGUCUCUGACGUGGUCUGCAGUGGAGCUGUCAGAGUUUGCCUGCUGCUUUCCUCCUGGCCUCUGGGUAGUGAAAUUGACAUUGGGCUUUUAUUUGGGUGGGAGGGCUGGGGACAAUUUUCCUUUUAGCAAGGUCCAUUGAAAUUUUCCCUUUUAGUUUCCCACCUUCUCCUUCCCAACCCUUAAAGCUAAGUGCGUUGUAAAAUAUUGCCAAAUGGAAAGUGUUUUGUAAUACUGCAAUAAAAGCUGCUUGUUUUUUGUGGAUAUUGGGUAUGUUAUUUGCCACACUUAGGACUCAGUCACAGCAAACUAACCCUACAGAAUUUGAAAUUAAUAUUACCUGAGUAAAUUUAAAUGCUGUUUCCAAGGUCAUAAGCUCCUGCUUUGUUCAGAAUAGUAGGAAGACUUUGGGUACCUAAGAUACCUAGGGCAAUCAAAGAUUACUUCUGAUUACCUGAAAGGACUUUGAUUACAGCCCCAGCUUCACUGCCAUGUGGUGGAGCAGAGCUUGGUGUGGGGUGUUAGGGAGUCAGU
Messenger RNA from Acomys russatus (golden spiny mouse), 2370 nucleotides. RefSeq names its product TATA-box binding protein associated factor 15 (gene Taf15). Gene Ontology annotation, molecular function: RNA binding; transcription coregulator activity. Gene Ontology annotation, cellular component: nucleus. Bases 117 to 1820 code for a protein of 567 amino acids. The transcript has 16 exons. The record is from RefSeq and is a predicted model, not a curated record. Gene Ontology annotation, biological process: regulation of DNA-templated transcription. Lineage: Eukaryota; Metazoa; Chordata; Mammalia; Rodentia; Muridae.